This is a messenger RNA of Pogoniulus pusillus (Red-fronted tinkerbird), 4204 nucleotides long. RefSeq names its product G protein-coupled receptor 26 (gene GPR26). Gene Ontology annotation, biological process: adenylate cyclase-activating G protein-coupled receptor signaling pathway. The transcript has 3 exons. Gene Ontology annotation, molecular function: G protein-coupled receptor activity. Gene Ontology annotation, cellular component: membrane. NCBI's taxonomy places the organism in Eukaryota, Metazoa, Chordata, Aves, Piciformes, Lybiidae. The coding region runs from base 359 to 1372 and encodes 337 amino acids. The record is from RefSeq and is a predicted model, not a curated record.
CAGGAUCCACUGGGUGCGUCGCCUGCCAGCCGGGGGCUGGCAAUGAGGGCUCUCAGGAGAGCAGCUCCGCAGCACACCCUGCGCCCCCUCAGCGGCACCGCACGGGCGCAGCGGCUGCGUCCUGCCGGCAUGUGCUGAGCCUUCCUGGCAGCUUAAUGGGCAUCGCCGGCGCUCGUCUGCACGCCUCGGAGAGCGCUGGCGUGGGUAGGAGCGGCGAGACCUGCGGCUCCAGUGAGGAUCCGGAGGGCAUGCGAGGCUGCGAGCAGGCUGGGGAGGAGGCCGGGGGCAGCUGGCCCCGCACCAUGCUCCCCGGGCGCCGCGCACUGCCGCACAUGUCCCUGCUGUGACCGGACGCACCAUGAGCAUCUGGGAGGUGUUCCUGGCUUUCGUGCUGGUGGUGCUGAUGCUCGUGGCCCUGCUGGCCAACGUGCUGGUGCUGAUGUGCUUCCUGUACAGCGCUGACAUCCGCAAGCAGGUCCCGGGAUUGUUCAUCCUCAACCUCACCUUCUGCAACCUGUUGAUGACUGUUCUGAACAUGCCCCUGACCUUGGCUGGGAUCAUUUACAAGAGUCAACCGGCAGGAGAUCAGAUCUGCCACGCUGUGGGCUUCCUGGAGACUUUUCUCACCACGAACUCCAUGUUGAGCAUGGCAGCCUUGAGCAUUGACAGGUGGAUCGCUGUGGUCUUCCCUCUGAGUUACCACUCCAAAAUGAGGUACAGAGAUGCUGCUCUCAUACUGAGCUACACGUGGUUGCACUCCAUGUCCUUCCCCAUAGUGGCAGCGUCUCUCUCCUGGGUGGGUUUCCAUCACCUCUAUGCCUCCUGCACCCUGUACAACAAGAGACCAGAGGAUAGGACACAGUUUGUGGUUUUCACUGUGGUCUUUCACACCCUCAGCUUCCUCCUCUCCCUCCUAGUGUUGUGUUUCACAUAUCUCAAAGUGCUGAAGGUGGCACGCUCCCACUGUAAGCGGAUCGAUGUGAUCACUAUGCAGACCCUGGUGCUGCUUGUGGACAUCCACCCCAGCGUGAGGGAGCGGUGUCUGGAGGAGCAAAAGCGACGGAGGCAGCGAGCGACCAAGAAAAUCAGUACCUUCAUUGGUACUUUCAUACUUUGCUUUGCACCUUAUGUAAUUACAAGGCUUGUUGAGAUGUCCUCUGUGGCCCACAUCAGCUCCCACUGGGGAAUUGUGUCCAAGUGCUUAGCUUACAGCAAAGUGGUUUCAGACCCUUUUGUGUACUCCUUGCUGCGGCACCAGUACAAGAAGACGUGGCAGGAGCUCACCAACAGGCUCCUCAAGAGAAGCUCCAUCAACUCCUCUGCCCUUGCGAGCGAGCCGCCCCGGCAGGACGUCCCGCAGCUGAGCGAGUGAGGAGCCUGGGACGGGACCGCCAGGGACAGCAAACAGCAGAAGGGGAUCGAAAGGAACUGGCAAGCCCUGCAGCUGCCCUCGGCUGACAAGGCCUCGGGAGGCAGCUGAAGGCAGGGCAAAGCCCAGCCUGCGUCCCUGCAGUGGCCCAGGUGGCACCUAAGGCAGGCAGGCUGCCUCCCACCAACAGAGUGCAACUGAUCCGUGCUCCUGCUGGCCUUGCAAAUACAAACCUCCCAUUGAUUUCCAUCAGCAGCUGCACAUAAAUCGAGGGUGAAAGGCUGGUCCUCAGCAGAAGGGCUCAUGAAAGGCGUGGGAGCAAACUGGUGCUGUCAUAAGGUUAUUCUGCAAGGCUGCACAGGGAUGCUUGUGCUGCAGGAAAGGCUCCCUCCGAGGCAGCUGCCAGCCUGGCCUUGCAGAAACCACUCCAGCCCAGUUGCUUGGCUUUGGCAUGUGCAGAAAAGCUCUUAAUAAGAAAAGCCAGAUAGAAAAAUCUCUACCUAGAUACUCACACAAUGCCCAACACAGCUUCCAAGCUCUUCUGAUCCCUGCUUUUUGAGCAGCCCUGUAGAGCAGGAGGAAGAGCCCAGCUCUGAAGUAGGUAGGCUAUGGGCUGCAUUCAGCUCCCUCCUCUCUAAGGGUUGGGUUUUUAAAGUCAUUUCCACAGGAUCCAUUAGUUCUCUCCUGAUUAAAUUUCAGCAAGGCAAAAAGAAUAGACAGGAUGGAGAGGUCAAGGUGCCUCCUGCCUACCUUCCAGCACAUCUGAGCUCCAAGGAGAUGCACUCUGCCCAAAGAUGCAGAACUGGGCCCUGUGCCCAGGGGAAAACAGUUAUAAUCUUUUUCUGAGGUGUUACUGAUCCUGCUGAGUGGUCAGUUGCUUGCUUGGUUUUCUCUACAGAUAUGCUACUUGAAGGAAAGAUGAGCCUAAAAUUGCAUUUAGAGGUAUAAUUUCCAAAGCAAGGGAUGCAAAGAUAUCAGAUUCCUUCUCCACCAUGCAAGUGCAGCCAAUAACUUGAAAGUGCAGCUCUCAGGGGCUUCAGUGUAGGUCUUCUCAGCUCUAUACUGCAGCCAUGCAGAGUAACCUGAUCAGCAGCUGCCAUCCCCUUCAGCCUGCAGCCAGCCCAGGACCAGUCAGGACAGCCCUUCGUGUCACACCACCUCAGGCACUGCCACAGAGGCUUCGUUUUCGUUAAGGUUGUGUAGCUCAUGGUAAGCACAACUACAGCUGCUGGCUUCACAACUGGCACCUAGAGAUGUGUGGCUGAAGCCAUCCUCCAGCAACUGAAGAAUUCCUUUCCUGGGAGACUUCAGCUUCUCUCACUUCAGUUGAAGCACUGUGGAGUGAGGCAGUUUCCCAAGCAUGUUCUUAUUAAUCAGGGCAUGGAAUAGCCCAAGCAGUAAUGACUGAGCUCUGGUUUCUGCCGCUGUGAUUUCCAGCAAUGACCGAGCUCUGAAGCGGCUUCCAUCAGUGUCUUGUCCCUAUGAACCCUUACAGUUAUUUUUAAAGAUACUGGUUUCAAAUGCUUCACAUUCAUAAUCUGACUGCCAAAAGGCUCAACAGCAGCUCUGGCCUUAACUCUGCCUGUGCUUUCCCCCAGAAAACGACUUAAACGUCUGUAAGACAACAGCGAGCUAACGUCAGAAGUGGAACUCAUUCUGGCCUGGGUAGGUGAGGAAAGCUGCAGGGUGGUGGCUAAAUGAGUGCAUUCCCCGGAGCCUGUGCCAAAUGACCCCAGCAGCCCUUCUGCAAGCAGCAGCAGGCUCAUCCUGCAAGCCCUCCCAUGGCUGCCAGGCUUCUUCACACCCCGCAGACUGCUACAAUUAGGGAAUGGUUGAACCUGAUGAUUUUAAAGGUCUUUCCCAACCAAAGCCAUUCUGUUAUUCUGUGGGAAGGUGUCCACUGAUGAAGUUUCUGUCUGUUUCCUCUCUGAAAUAGCUCGAAGUGAGGAUGAACAUGUCAACGAGCAUGGGCUAGGACCUCAGCUGUAGGUCUGGAAAGCUUUGCCAGGGUAAGCCAGGGGUGAGGCUCCAGCCCCUGGCUCUGGCAUGGUACCAUAGCUGCAAGGAGCCAGGUUAAUCUGUGAGCUCACAUUGUCACCCGUGUUAAGCAAGGAGAGAACUAAUGCAAUGCUGAUCAUCAACUACCAUCGAGGUAACAGUUUUCAACUUAACUAUUCAUUCUACUUAUAACCCCCCUAUAACUAGAAUAAAAUGCACACAUGAAUGCAGUCAUAGAAGUGAAGUUUGAACAAGAUUGCAUUCACGGUUAGCCCGUGGCCAGAUGGAACAGUCUACCUCAUCUUCAUCAUCUCAUUCCUUAGGCUUCACAUCAUUUUCUCAGGUGCAAUAGAUAAAAACCCCCAGCCCAGACCUGGGUUCUGAGAAGAUGAGAACCCCUUGACUGCAUCAGAACGCAGGGUAUUGCACAGCUGACUAUCUGGGAGCUCUCUGCCAGGUCGGUGUACGUUUCACUGGCGCCGCUUUCGCUGGAGUGAAUUGCAGCCAGGUCAUCGCCAGAGCCCAGAGCUGUGCUCAGCUCCUCUGUGUGGCUGCUGCCAGAGCCAGUGGGAGGUCUGCACACCCAUGAACCCAGUCCCAGAAGGAUGUCAAGCUUUACAUCAAUUAUUCCAAAAGAGUAAGAUAACUGAACAACCAAAAACAAAGCCAAGAAGGCAAACCCCAGAACCCAACAGCCCAGGCACAUGGAGGGUGGCAGCAAAAGAGAUGGAGAAGGACAUGGCCCUGGGCUUGCCUCAUUGUGCUUGUGUAUCGCCGUCGGCCGCCGAUUUGCCUCUCACCAUCAGCAAUAAAUCUCUCCCCUCCUAUGUGUUUAAA